CCGCCUCCUGACGGUGACGUCGCCUGCAGGGCCAAGAUGGCGGCCAAGGAAGCAAAGAUAACACUGUUUCAGCCACUGAUAGGGACCAUUUUGGAGUAUUUUGGAUAAGAAAAACUUGCCCUACACUGGCCAUUGGAGAGUGAAUGGUUGUGGAGGCGAGAUGGUUCCUGAGCAUAUGCAAAGCACCUCCAUUUUGCAUUCAUCCUUGGAAUUGCAAGGAAAAGGUCUCUAAAUAUAUGCCAGGGAAGAAGUUUAUAGGUCAAGGAAACAUACUUACAGAGCUCAAAAUGGGCAGCUUGCCCAGUAUCCAGAUAUAUGUACCAGGGAGAUCUUUCGUUCCGAAGAUUUAUUGCUAAUUCCAACCAGGAGAUGGCAAAAUGGGCUGUUCUUCCAACGACAUUGGCUUUUGUGCCUAUGAAAGUCUGUGCUGCAUCUGAGGAGGAAACAAAAUCCCAUCGAGUGAAGGCACAUCAGCUUCCCAUUUAUAACGCGCCACCUCUUGAAUCAAGGUAUAUUGAUGAAAAGCCUGGACGCCUGCAAAAUGCAAUUUCAUCAGUAAGAAAGACAACAAGUUCCUACAUAAAUGGAUGCAAGGAUGCUUAUCUUUGGGUCAAAAAUGGAAUAAUAUCUUCUAUACAGUUUGGAAAAGAUACUUAUGUUUAUCUGAAGAAUCCACCUCCAGAGUUUCUUCCCAAAGUUGGGGUGAUUACAAUUUCAGGACUGACUGGGGUCGUCCUAGCAAGGAAAGGUUCUCGAUUAAAGAAAAUUGCUUAUCCUGCAGGACUUUGCGCAUUGGGGAUAUCACUCUGCUAUCCAGCCCAGUCAGUAAUUUUUGCAAAGGUGACAGGCGGGAAGGUUUACGCUGCAAGCCAUAAAACGUAUGAAGCAAUAGGAUCCCUAUGGACGAAAAAAUCUCCUGCAGAAGGAGGACUUGCCCAGGAAAAAGUUACUCAGGAAGUUGCAAGGCCGCUUUCAGAGACACGGCCGAGCAUCUCAAGUGCUGCCAAGAUCAUCCGGGAGUCAGAGGGAAAAGCAUUGGCAAUGCAGUCUGAUGCAGAGAAGGCUCUUCACCGGGAAGAAGCCAUGUCUUUGGCAGAAGGGAAGGGUUCCACUGUCAAAUCAGAUGUGCUGAAAGCCUCAAAGUUUAAACCAGAUCCCAGGCUCAUGGACCACGGCCAGUCCAGUCCAGAAGAUGCAGAUUUGUACAGCACCAGAAGCUAACACACCAAAUUUCAGUCUUCAGGCAAUACUUAAUGAUGGACAUUAAAAUGGGAGUGUUACAGAAUUAGGCAUUGUACUUUGUUGUUUGAUCAGGCCUUUCCUUAACUCCACUUUUUACAACCAAUUUAUUCUCUUUGUUUUGUCAUCCAUCUUUUUUUUUUUUACGAUUUUCUACUGUCAAAAUUGUUUUCUGGUUUAGGGGAGGGGGUUCUUUCAGCAUCAUUGGCUUCCGUAGUCAGGUGUCAGGUGAUACUGUCAUGCCUGCUUAGUAAUUAAUUGCAAAUUAAAUGUAAAAUAAGGUUUGGAUUGGUAGGCCCAGCUAGAGUAGACGUGGCCUGUUUCUUGACUGAUGAGUACAUCUCAUUGAUUCAAUGGGUCUGCUUCAUUCCGAUGAACAAUGGGAUUAAGAUCUUGAUUUUUACCUUGCUUCUGCAUAAUAGUAAUUAAACAAUAUUAAAACAUU
Anolis sagrei ordinatus is the source of this 1684-nucleotide messenger RNA. NCBI's taxonomy places the organism in Eukaryota, Metazoa, Chordata, Lepidosauria, Squamata, Anolidae. The record is from RefSeq and is a predicted model, not a curated record.